AUGGGAGAAUUUAAAAAAUUAAAUUAUCAUAUUUUUGGAAAAAAAGGAACAAAAAGCACACCCGACGUACUUUAUUGGAAAAAACUAGGAGUUCCAGCUUUUUUAAAAGAAUUUGGCCCUGUAGAUUAUAUUGAUUUUUCACCAGUCGAACCACAUUAUUUCGCAGUUACCUCUUCUGUACGUGUUCAAGUAUAUAAUCCAAUAACUAGACUUUUACAUAAAAAUCUAAGUAGGUUUGAAAAAAGUGCGUUUGGAGGUUCGUUCAGAAAAGAUGGGAAGUUAUUAUGUGCUGGAGGAGAAGAAAAUGUUGUUAAAUUAUUCGACGUUUCGUCCAAAUCAUUAUUAAGAAUUUUCAGGGGACACAAAAACCCAGUUCAUCGAACAUUUUUUACAACUGACAAUACACAUAUAGUUAGUUUUUCCGAUGAUCAGUCGGUUACUAUCUGGGAUAUACCGAGUGAAAAAGAAUUAGUAAAAUAUUCUGAACACAGUGAUUAUGUGAGAGCAGGGGCUGUAUCACCAAUAUCUCCAGAUGUUGUUUUAUCUGGUGGAUAUGAUGGCUACAUUAAAAUGUAUGACAAAAGACAAGAAUCUAUUAUAUUUAAUUUAAAUCAUGGUUUUCCCGUAGAAAGUGUUAUUUUUCUACCUACUGGUGGAAUUUUUAUAUCAUCAGGUGGAACGGAAAUAAAAGUUUGGGAUGCUUUUUGUGGAGGACGUUUGCUAGCUCGAUUACAUCAUCAUCAUAAAACAGUGACUUGUUUAUGUUUGGCAUCGAAAGGAACUCGUCUUUUGUCUGGUGGUUUGGAUAGGCAUGUUAACAUUUUUGAUGUUUCAACAUUUCAAAAAGUUCAUUCUUUAGAUUAUCCUAAUUCGAUUUUAAGUUUGGGAAUAAGCAAAAAUGACGAAACCAUUGCGGUGGGAAUGGUUGAUGGUUUAGUUUCCGUAUCCAGAAGGGAAACGGAAGUCAAAUCCACGAAUUUUCAAAAACGCCAGAAAAAAUAUAAAUAUACUUUAGAUAAUAAAAUAGAUAAUAUGAACAUAACUAAACACACGGAAAAAUUAUCCAAAUAUGAUACGCAUUUAAAAAAAUUUGAACAUACGAAAGCGUUAAAUGUCGUUUUGGCACCUUACGUCGUGAAUAAAACUCCAGAGAUUACGGUUGCAGUCCUUAAGGAAUUACUUUACAGGAGAGUUCUUCACGCUGCCGUCGGAGGCUUCGAGAGUAAAACGAUGAUUCCCCUUUUGCGGUUUAUAAAUAAAAAUAUUGGAGAUCAAAGAUUUACCAAAGUACUCGUUGAAACGUUAAAUGUUUUCCUAGAUGUUUACGAAGACGACGUUGGUCAAUGCAAACCCACCGUCGCAACGUUGUUAUUGAAAUUGAACAAAAGAGUAACGGAAGAAAUCGAUCUCACGCAAUCUUUGCUAUGUUUAAAAGGCUGCAUUCGUUUAAUGAAUUUUGCAGCCACGACAGAUAGUGCCACGAUUAAUUUUGAUAUGCCUCCAUCGAUAAAACCAUCCGAGAGUGCCAGAGAUUUUGUUGUUAACGUUAGCUAA
Pediculus humanus corporis (human body louse) is the source of this 1554-nucleotide messenger RNA. RefSeq lists its product as uncharacterized. Gene Ontology annotation, molecular function: protein binding. Gene Ontology annotation, biological process: rRNA processing; positive regulation of transcription by RNA polymerase I. The coding region runs from base 1 to 1554 and encodes 517 amino acids. Lineage: Eukaryota; Metazoa; Arthropoda; Insecta; Psocodea; Pediculidae. The transcript is spliced from 7 exons. The record is from RefSeq and is a predicted model, not a curated record. Gene Ontology annotation, cellular component: nucleolus.